Messenger RNA from Aspergillus homomorphus CBS 101889, 1166 nucleotides. Its product is annotated as DNA repair protein RAD10. The record is from RefSeq and is a predicted model, not a curated record. Lineage: Eukaryota; Fungi; Ascomycota; Eurotiomycetes; Eurotiales; Aspergillaceae. Gene Ontology annotation, biological process: mitotic recombination; nucleotide-excision repair; UV-damage excision repair. The coding region runs from base 104 to 1105 and encodes 333 amino acids. Gene Ontology annotation, molecular function: damaged DNA binding; single-stranded DNA binding. The transcript is spliced from 2 exons. Gene Ontology annotation, cellular component: nucleus; ERCC4-ERCC1 complex; nucleotide-excision repair factor 1 complex.
GUUCGAUCCUUGUGCUCUCUUUCCAGCAUCUUCUCUCCUAGCUCGCACUAAGUCUUGAAAGUAGUGUCUAGCUUUUCCACCGCCUCGCCUUCUGGAGUACAAAAUGGGCGACGGACCCAAUGACUCCGGCGAGCGAUCGGAGUCCAACGCGAUUCCCACAGCCUCGACGCCACGACAAGCAUCUGGACCGUCUCAAGUCCAGCAGCCCAAGCCACAGGUGUUGGCUAAUAGGUCCGGCCCCUCGGCGAUACUCGUCUCUACACGACAGAAAGGAAACCCAAUUCUGAACCAUAUCAAGAUCGUACCUUGGGAAUAUGCAGAUAUCCCAGCUGACUACGUGAUCGGAAACACUACCUGCGCACUGUUCUUGUCACUGAAGUACCACCGUCUCCACCCUGAAUAUAUCUACUCGCGUAUACGACAGCUCGCAGGAAAAUAUUUACUGCGCAUCGUCCUAGUGAUGGUGGAUAUAGCGAAUCACGAAGAUAGCCUACGAGAAUUGUCUAAGACGUCUCUCAUCAAUAAUCUUACACUGAUGCUGUGCUGGUCUGCUCCCGAGGCCGCACACUACCUGGAAUUGUAUAAGUCGUCGGAAAAUUCACAACCUACAGCAAUUCGCACGCAGCAGGCCCAAUCUUACAAGGAGUCACUAGUCGAGUUUGUGACUACACCCCGCAGUAUCAACAAGUCUGACGCGGCAAGCCUGAUCUCCACCUUCGGGAGCUUACAGAAUGCAAUCAAUGCUCAAUCAGAACAGAUUGGCGCGGUACCCGGAUGGGGAGAGAAGAAGGUUAGGCAAUGGUGUCAUACAGUGAGGGAAGGAUUUCGAGUUGAGUCGACGAAGAAGGCAAAUGUGCCUAGCCGAGACAAAAAUCGCCUAUCGGCACAGCCAGGAACCUAUCAGGAGAUUGAUUUUCCUUCAAGGGCGUCUGAAGGUCGGGAGCAAUUCGAGGAAGAGUUUCUUCUCGCGGAAUCGGAGGGCAGCAAGCUAGCGGCGCACGGAGAUAACAUUGAGGAGCAACGCGCUAAAGACGACGGUCAGCCGGAAGAACUGGACCAAGGCAUAAUGGCAGCACUGGCGAAGCUUCGUGAGAACGGUAGCUGAAUGGAGACUGAGCCAUGUAUGUUGGGAGAAAGCCGUACCGGUCAGCUGUCUAUCUUCUGCG